AUGGAUGAUACCAACAUAGAUUUAUUAAAGCAAGAGAUAGAGGAGAUAGAGAGUGAUUUUGAUGAGCAAGAAUGGGGGACUGAUGAUGAUGUGCAACAAGAGAUAGAGAGUUGUGCUGUGUUGGAGAAUAAUCUUGUUGUUCAGAAAGACACUUUGAUUUCUUCGUUUCUUGAAGUUGGUGUUGGGCAGUCAAUCCAGAUUGCGAAACAAUAUUUAGAAGCAACGAACUGGGAUCUUGAAGGCGCACUUACACUGCUAUACAGUGCAGAAGCGCGUUAUCCAAACACAUCGUAUGAGCUUAUUAACUUGGGAGAGGCGAACGCUAGGGCCGAGACGGUUCUCUCUGAUGUUAGUGCAGUCGAUAAUUCUCUAGAUGAUAACCUAGCUUCCAUGUAUCCUCCCCCUAUGGAAUUGAUGUAUGAUGGACCAUUCCAUAAGGCAAAAAAAGCUGCUGAAGAUGAAGACAGGUGGUUGAUAGUAAAUGUGCAAUCUAAACAAGAAUUUAGUUCUCUUACGCUAAACUUGGAUACAUGGGCACACGAAGCUGUCUCGCAGAUUAUCGCUGCCAAUUUUAUCUUUUGGCAAGUUUAUAACGAUGUCACUGAAGGUCAGAAGAUCUCUAACUAUUAUAAAUUGACAGCUUUUCCUGCAGUCCUUGUUUUGGACCCAAUCACAGGGAAAAACGUGAAAUCAUGGACCGGAACGAUUGACGCUGUGCAACUGUUGGAGGAUUUAGCACCUUACAUGGAUGCAGGUCCUAAACAUCAUCUCAGUCGACUUUUCCCUAAACGUCCAACUGAAACUUCUCAGCAAACUACUGUUCCUGAUACUACCGAAGAAGAAGAUGAGGAGAUAUUCCAAGCAAUUCUAGCUUCAAUGCAAAACAUGACAGCUACUGUUGCUCCAGCUUGUAGUGACACUGACGAACCAGUAACUUCUUCAAACAAGAAGCUUACAUAUCCUGAUCUCCCUGAAGAGCCAAAGGUGGAGAAAACGCUUCUCUGCAGAAUCGGAGUUCGUCUACCUGAUGGGCGUAGGCUUCAGCGGAAUUUCCUUCGAACAGAUCCAGUCCAGUUGUUAUGGUCAUUCUGUAACUCCCAGCUUGAUGAAGCAGAGUCGCGGCCUUUUCAUUUGACUCAAGCCAUCCCAGGUUCAUCAAAGACUCUUGACUACGAAAGCAAGGAAACAUUCGAUGAGUCUGGAUUAUCAAACUCAAUGAUUUCAGUUACUUGGGAUUGA
Molecule: messenger RNA, 1239 nt
Organism: Papaver somniferum (opium poppy)
Lineage: Eukaryota; Viridiplantae; Streptophyta; Magnoliopsida; Ranunculales; Papaveraceae
Product: plant UBX domain-containing protein 7-like
Exons: 2
Coding region: 1-1239 (412 amino acids)
Biological process (GO): proteasome-mediated ubiquitin-dependent protein catabolic process
Cellular component (GO): nucleus
Molecular function (GO): ubiquitin binding
Source: RefSeq, a predicted model, not a curated record